Messenger RNA from Rana temporaria (common frog), 822 nucleotides. Its product is annotated as ER degradation-enhancing alpha-mannosidase-like protein 2. NCBI's taxonomy places the organism in Eukaryota, Metazoa, Chordata, Amphibia, Anura, Ranidae. Gene Ontology annotation, cellular component: membrane; endoplasmic reticulum. The record is from RefSeq and is a predicted model, not a curated record. Gene Ontology annotation, biological process: endoplasmic reticulum mannose trimming; mannose trimming involved in glycoprotein ERAD pathway; carbohydrate metabolic process. Gene Ontology annotation, molecular function: mannosyl-oligosaccharide 1,2-alpha-mannosidase activity; calcium ion binding.
AGUCUGAUAGGAGAUAUUGGAAAUGCCAUGAAGACCUUCCACAACUAUUACACUGUAUGGAAACAGUUUGGUGGAUUACCGGAAUUCUACAACAUUCCUCAAGGAUUUACUGUGGACAAAAGGGAAGGCUACCCUCUGCGGCCAGAGCUGAUUGAGAGUGCAAUGUAUCUGUACAGAGCUACAAAGGAUCCUGUGCUGCUAGAGCUGGGCAGAGAUGCGAUAGAAUCCAUCGAGAAGAUAAGCAAAGUUUACUGUGGAUAUGCUACUGUUAAAGAUGUCCGAGAUCACAAGCUGGACAACCGCAUGGAGUCUUUCUUCCUGGCAGAGACCAUAAAAUACCUCUACCUUCUGUUUGAUCCAGAUAACUUUAUUCACGACGACGGCUCUGAAUUUGACUUGGUGGUGACCCCCUAUGGGGAAUGUGUGGUGGGGGCCGGAGGCUAUGUCUUUAAUACAGAAGCUCACCCCAUAGACCCAGCGGCGCUGAACUGCUGUAAGAGGGACAAUGCAGAAAGGUGGGAGAUGGAAGACCUGGUGAAGGAAUUCUUCUCUGGGAAGAAAAGGACAGAAAAGAUCAGAAAGGAAGCCACCAAGGAUCAGAAUUAUCCAAACUUCUAUUCUAUCGGCUCACAAAACCGUACAAAAACCAGACGCAGAUCACUCCUCCGCUGCCCCAGCCAACCGUUCACCUCAAAACUCUCAGUCCUAGGACAAGUGUUUCUAGACUAAUUCUGGAUAGAUGAACCAAAAUAAUAAAAAAGGUGUUAAUAGUUUUACUAAUCUUGCCAUCUUUCCUGUGUACAUAAAAGAUUAUCAUUAUUA